Hemibagrus wyckioides is the source of this 4343-nucleotide messenger RNA. Its product is annotated as activin receptor type-1-like. Lineage: Eukaryota; Metazoa; Chordata; Actinopteri; Siluriformes; Bagridae. Gene Ontology annotation, biological process: dorsal/ventral pattern formation; BMP signaling pathway; protein phosphorylation. The record is from RefSeq and is a predicted model, not a curated record. The coding region runs from base 450 to 2477 and encodes 675 amino acids. Gene Ontology annotation, molecular function: ATP binding; transforming growth factor beta receptor activity, type I; SMAD binding. Gene Ontology annotation, cellular component: plasma membrane; BMP receptor complex. The transcript has 12 exons.
AGACACACACGCGUUUCUGUGGGAAUGUGUGUGUUAUAGGAAAUGAAGCCCGAGUGGUUCGCUGAUUAACGCCGACGACUUCCUCUCUUCAGGAGUGUGAGCUGUGUGAAUAGAUUUCGGAGUGAGUGAUGUAAGAAAGUGUGUAUGUGUGUGUGUGAAUAUAUAUACAUAUAUAUAUAUAUAUAUCCUACCGUCCCUCAACACACACACACACACACUCCUGCUGUAACACUGAUCCAUUCCUCGAAGUCUAUAAAGUUCAUGGAUGUGGAAGGAAGGAAGCAAGCGUGGAACCGGAUCUACAGACUUUUCUCCUUUUCUCAUCUAUUCCCGAGCCUGAAGUCUCCCAGCCUGAUGGCAACACAGUAGCUCUAUCAGUUCAUCUGGAAGAACAGACAAAAAGAAGCUGUGGAUUACAUACAAGCCUGUUGUUUGUUGCGAGGUCUGCGAUGGUCGAUGGCAUCAUGAUCCUACUGCUUGUGGCCUUGAUAGUUUUACCAGCUGCCAGCGUGGAAGAUAAAGCAACGGUGAAUGACUUUGAGUGUGUGUGCGAGGGGCAGUCAUGCGGCAGCGACGGCCGCUGCUUUGGCCCGCAGUGCUUCUCGUCGGUCUCCAUCCGGAACGGGACGGCCCUGCGACAGAAGGGGUGCGUUGUGGGUAUGGAGGAAGAGGCGGUACAGUGCGGAAGCUCCCCGCUGGAGUCUGGCGUCAUGGUGCAGUGCUGCCAGGGAACACUGUGCAACAGCAACCUUACUGUGGAGAUGCCAAGCUCAGACUCCAGGCAGCAUGAGUGUGUGUGUGAGGGAGCGGAGUGUGUCAGCGGAGGCCGGUGUGUAGGAGAGCAAUGUUUCUCCUCUGUCACGGUCACCAACGGAAACCUGCAGCACCGUAAAGGCUGUUUCUCUGCAUCUCAGAGGGGCGGGGCUACCUGUGACACACCCAACUCACCUGAUAGUGUCAUUAAGUGUUGCACAGGUCACCUGUGUAACGGCAACCUUACAGUAGAUCCCCCAACUAGAGACGCAGACCCGAAACUGCCUCCGAAAGAGCACGAGUGUGUGUGCGAGGGCCGUUCUUGCGUGACGGGUGAGCGGUGUAUGGGACAGCAGUGUUUCUCGUCUCUGACCGUGAGUGACGGGGUGCUGGUCCAUCAGAAGGGCUGCUUCACCGUGUACGAGCAGGGUCGCAUGACCUGCAAAACCCCGCCCUCACCUGACCAGAUCGUCGAGUGCUGCCAGUCGCACCUGUGUAAUAUGAACCUCAGCGUGGCUCUGCCCGUCCGAGUGGUCGAGGGUCCUAACUAUAGCGUAAUGAUGCUGGCCAUCGUAAUCGUGGCUCCGGUGAUUGUCCUCAUUAUCCUUUCUACGGUGGCCAUCUUGAUCUUCCGGAGAAUCCACCGCAACCAGAUGGAGCGGCUGACGGCCCGCGACGCCGAGUACGGCACCAUCGACGGACUCAUUGCAUCCAACGUUGGCGAAAGCACACUGGCGGAUCUGUUGGACCACUCAUGCACAUCAGGCAGCGGUUCAGGACUGCCUUUCCUGGUACAGAGAACAGUCGCCAGACAGAUUACACUGAACGAGUGUGUGGGGAAAGGGCGUUAUGGAGAGGUGUGGAGAGGUCAGUGGCAGGGUGAGAACGUAGCUGUGAAAAUCUUCUCCUCCCGAGACGAGAAGUCCUGGUUCCGUGAGACUGAGAUCUACAACACGGUGCUGCUGAGGCAUGAGAACAUUCUGGGCUUUAUCGCAUCCGACAUGACGUCUCGUAACUCUAGCACUCAGCUGUGGCUGAUCACACAUUACCACGAGAUGGGCUCUCUGUAUGACUAUCUGCAGCUGAGCACGCUGGACGCCCCGGCCUGCCUGAGGAUGGCUCUGUCCAUCGCCAGUGGCCUGGCACACUUGCACGUGGAGAUCUUCGGCACACAGGGCAAGCCGGCCAUAGCUCACAGAGACCUGAAGAGCAAGAAUAUCUUAGUGAAUAAGAACGGCCAGUGUUGCAUCGCUGACCUUGGCCUGGCUGUGAUGCAUUACCAGGACACUAAUGAGCUGGAUGUGGGGAAUAACCCUAAAGUGGGCACCAAACGGUACAUGGCCCCUGAGGUGCUUGAUGACUCCAUUCAAGUGGACUGCUUUGAGUCAUAUAAACGAGUGGACAUCUGGGCUUUUGGCCUUGUGCUGUGGGAAAUCGCCAGACGCACCGUCAGCAACGGUAUUGUAGAAGACUACAAACCUCCCUUCCAUGAUGUCGUGCCUAGUGACCCCAGCUUCGAGGACAUGAAAAAGGUGGUGUGUAUAGACCAGCAAAGACCCAACAUCCCCAACAGAUGGUUCUCAGAUUCCACUUUAACGUCCAUCGCCAAACUCAUGAAAGAGUGCUGGUACCAGAACCCCUCGGCGAGGCUCACGGCUUUGCGCAUCAAAAAGACUCUGACAAAAAUCGAUAACUCUUUGGACAAAAUUAAAGCGGACAUUUGAACUCUUUUCGUAUGGAAGAUCCUCAAAGGCCUUUAUAAUGUCCAGUGGACGACUCGUCUGGAGAUCCAGGAAAAAAAAAGGGACCGCACGGGCACAGUGCUCUCUUUAGAGGCACAAUGUAUUUAUUUUAAAACGUACAGUUGGACACGUUUUGGCAUCCAAAGAUGGCACAGAGGGCAUUUAUAAAAGACUGCAAAUAUGUGAGCUAGCUUUCACAGAGACUGUUACUGUAGCAAGACCCGGAAAGGAGAAAGUCGCUUUAGAGCUCCAAGUUUACUUCUAAUGCAGCUUUGAUUUUUAGAACUGUCUGGAAACCACGUCUUUCGUUUAGCAAUAUUGUCCGUGCUUCUUUUUGAUUAAUUGCACUGGCAGUCGCUGGCAUUCCUUACUUGCACUGUUACGGAAGAAUUUGGAGGGGAAAAAGACGACAAUUUGCCAAAAAAAGGCUGUAUUUUAUAUUCCACUAGCAUCGUAUCCUUAUCCAUUAUCAACCACAGACCUAACGCAAGCAACUUUUAGUUUUAUGUUACAGUCUUUUUUUUUUUUUCUUCUGUUGUUUACUUGUGCACUGCCGUUUACAGUAUAUAAUGAUAAAAAAAAAGAGCAUCUCUGCCUUCGUUCAUGUCACUUGAGCUGUAAUUUAUUCAACUCUACCGUACAAUAGCCACUCUGUUACUGUUAUGCCUGAGAUGUUUAACGUGUCACUGAUUUUCCUUUUUUCUUUUUCUUUUUUUGCAUUAUUGAGCAUUUAGCUAUUUCCCUUUUGUUUGUUUCAUAAGCUUUAUUGAAUAUAGAUGCUAAAGUAAAUAAAAUAAAAAAAAGAUUCUUAACUCGAAAACAUUAGGCAAUGCCUGUAAACUGUUUAUAAAUGAAUAUGUGCACUGGCCACACGACUUAAGUUUAUAUAUAUAUAUAUAAAAAGAAAUGUUGGGUUAUCUUAUUUCCUAUUUAAAUGUCAUUUUACUGUAGUAAUUAAGACGGUAUAUAUUUCACCCUAAACUUAUUUUUUAUGAUGUAAUAAUUAGCAGAUUUCAUCAUAAUACAGAUUAUUUGACUGUUUCGGCUGUUUCGCCUAAUUCUUUUAAAAGACACGGAGCUACAGAUCUCAUCAUUGCUAUUAAAUGCGUCAUAGAUAAGUGUUGUUUGGUCAUAAAAUAUAAGAACCAAUCAGAUUUCAGUAUGCAAAUGACAUGUUACAACUAGGUUAUGAGGGAGAGUGUAGCUUUGGAGCCUGUUUCCAAUUUCCACAUUCAUCCAGUUUUAGGGUGAAAGCGCAGUGCUUCUGCAGCUUUUUGUUUUCUAAUCACAUUAGUAUAGAAUUGCCAUUUUAUGCAGUUUAUUUUUUAUUAUAUAAUUGAAUUUUGAUGCAGUUAUUUAUUGUAAACAAAAAACAAUAAUGAGGUCUUUCAUUGUGACUCUUAAGAAGUAAAUCUCACACUUUAAGCGACUUUUUCAUGCCUUAUGGACAAAAAAAACAGUUCUAAUACACACCCCACAUCCAUGAUGCAAACUUUUGGAGAUGAGAAAGCAGACACCCAGACUCUUCCUCACUUUGUUUGACUUUAGAAAUUAUCCGUUUUGGACAAAAUGAAGGUUUUCCAUGUGGAAAAAAAAACACAGCCAGAUAUGCCAAGCAUGGCAUUCCUUUGCAUGAGUUUAUCAUCAUAAAAAUAUGAUUCUGUGAACUGAAAAAAUCUGUACUGAGGAAAAAAAUAGAGGGCGAACAAGACAAGUUUUAUCGGAAUUCCGUCUGUUACAUGUGACUUAUUGUUUUAUGGGAACUGGUUAAAGCCAUUGCAUAGAGGAUUAAGUUAAUUUUAAUAUGUACAGGCAUAUUAUUAAAUAUUAAAAUUUGAUUCAUCAAAA